This is a messenger RNA of Musca domestica (house fly), 1343 nucleotides long. Its product is annotated as ribonucleoprotein RB97D-like. The transcript is spliced from 5 exons. Lineage: Eukaryota; Metazoa; Arthropoda; Insecta; Diptera; Muscidae. Gene Ontology annotation, molecular function: RNA binding. Bases 175 to 1110 code for a protein of 311 amino acids. The record is from RefSeq and is a predicted model, not a curated record.
CACAACAGAAACGAAGCCAUUUUAUUUUCACAUUAUCCAAAAGGGAGGUGAUUAGCAUCAUAUACUAGUGAAACGUGUUAAAAGUCGUUUAAUUCUGCUACGCAUUUUUCACAGUCUGUGAAGUGAAAUUUUCUAAAUAUUUUGUUCAAACUUACUAAUUAAACCAACUUAAAAAUGGCUGACGUUGCAGUUGCAAGACCUUACACAGAUAUAAAUCAGUUUGAAAAUGAUAAUUACGCCUGCAAAUUGUUUUUGGGUGGUCUGGCUCCCAAUACAACAGAAGAAAGCUUAACUAAUUUUUAUGCACAGUAUGGAGAAGUAACAAAUGUUGUGGUAAAGCGUGACCCCACAACACAACGUUCUAAAGGAUUUGGGUUUGUCACAUACAAGGAUUCUGCCAGUAUUGAAAGAGCUCAAAGUGUUAAACCUCACGUUAUUGAUGGAAGAAAUGUUGAUUCAAAACCUGCUCUGCCACGUUCUGAAACUAACAGAAAUGGAAACGGUGGUGGUGGUGGCUAUUCCAAUGGUGGUAGCGCAGUAAGAAAGAUUUUUGUUGGAGGACUCAGAGAUAAUCACGAUGAACAAAACCUACAAGAAUACUUCCAACAAUUCGGCACUGUACAAAGUGUUAAAAUUCUAUUGGACAGAACAACAGGUCGCAAACGUGGUUUUGGCUUCGUCGAAUUUGAGAGCAACGAGGCUGCUGAUAACGCUGUCUUUCAUAAAAAUCAUGUUAUUGAUAAUGUUAACGUUGAAGUAAAAAAAUCAAACUAUAGACCUGAACAAUCGAACAGAGGUUCAUACCAACAAAAUGGAUCUUAUGGAUCCUAUUCUCAAAAUAAGUCAUACAAUUAUGCUCCCGCGCAAUCAUAUAACGGUUGGGGUGGGGCUCACGUCACUCAUUACCAACAACAACCACAAACAGUUAAUGAAGGUGGAUAUGCCGCUGCGGCAAUACCCCAAUACAGUGUGGCUUAUGAAGAACAACAACAUACUUGGAAUGGAGCUGAAGCUGAAGGACAAUUCGGUAGCUACCACAACUCACAUGGUGGUGGACCACAAAAGGGCUAUAAUUUGCAAAAUAAUCGGAGGAAUCCCUAUAAUGUCUAAGUGUGUUGAACAAGCUAUACACAAUUUCUAAACAUAAUAUAAAUGUGUGUUAUUUAAGAAUGUAUAUUACAAAAUUAAUGGAUAUUCUCGUAUCAUACACUACUAUAUUGGAUCGUCAACAUCCCAUUUUUAUUGGACAAAAAUGAAUUAAACUUUUUUUAUUUCACUUAUAAAUAUAUAAAAUAAAAAAAAUAUAUCUUAAAAUAAAAAAUAAACAUUUUUAAGAAAAAACA